AUGGAUAAUAUUACAAGUGAAAAUGGUACGAUCCUAAAUUAUAAAACGGGAUACGACCUACCCGUGUAUGGUUUAGCUAAUGGCACGUUUUAUUAUGUCCAUGUUCCCGCGCUCUUCUGCAUUUUCGGCAGCCUUUUGUGUGCAGUUGCUGUCCUAAUAUUAUCAUUUCGGUAUAAAAAUCAAAGCACAUUUUUUAGUUGGACUAAGAGUGAACGUUUUAUUGUCUAUCUAGCAAUUUGUGAUGGUGGAUUUAACGUGUUUCACAGUGCCGACCAUUUACAAUAUGUCAUUGGAAAGGACCAUGUUCGUCCAAAGGAGCUAUGUGAGUUUUACGGUGUAGCUCUAACUGAAUUUAUAACUGCCCAGAACUUGAUGGUGAAUAUUGUUGCCAUAAAUGCUUUUAUCAUGAUGUAUUUUAACAAAAACCUCGACUUUGGCAAAUACGACUGGAGGGUACUAGCAUGGACGUUUGGCUUGCCGUUUGUCGGCGGCAUGGCUGCUGCAGUUAGCGGGCAGCUGGGACCAAACGGAGUCUUUUGUCACUUUGAUGCAAUCAAGGGCGGUAUAUCUUACAUAUCAAUGACAACGGUUCCUCUUGUAAUCAUAUUCACGACUAACACCGUCCUGUACGUACUCACAUGGAGAAAGAUCAAACUGCAUACAUCUCGUAUGUCACGAGCGUUAAAGAAUGCCAAUAUUGAAGAUAAAUCGCAUUGCGCUGCAAGAAACAUGUCAAUGUUUGUUAGCGCAUUUUUCAUUCAGUGGUGGGCGGCUGUAGUUUUCAGCGUGUGGCAGCUGGCCGAACCACGUGUUCCACAACCGUUGAUGCAUGUUACAACAAUUUUCAGUAACCUUGGCGGAUGUUUGAACCUGGGAAUCUAUAUAAUAAUAAGGCGUAGGACAAUCAGUGGAAGAAACAGGGACAUGAGGCAAGACACCAACCAGAUGAACAGCAAAUCGUCUAGCAUGGACUGUUCCAGCCAUGCUGAAGAGUUGUGUAAUAUGUAAUGUUCGUACUCAUUAUGUGUACACGAAUGUGCUUUGUAACACCUGUGUUUUUUCACAGAUUCAGGGCACAUGCCAAGCCAAUGCAUUAUUAAAUUCCUAUGUUUCCAUGUCCGGGCGAAGCUUUAUUUCGGAGUAUGGCUUAUCAGUUCAAUACUCUGUUACAACAAGUAUAUUAUAUUCAGUCUAACAGAAUCUUUAUUUAGAAAAUUUUAGCAAGACAAACAUUGAUGUCUAAGAGGUUAGAUAACUUUGUUAGUACAAAAAUAUUUGAUAUUCCGUCAAAACAUUGAAAAGAUAUAAAAUGAAUAGGAACAUUUGCGUCAACGUGUAAGAUGAAACGAUAUUUCACCCCAUUACAUAGGAUUUUACUUUUACUAGCUGUUGUUAUUUCUCUUAAAUAUUUGUAACACUUGAUAUCAGAUUUCUUAUGUAAUAGUUUAAACUACGGCUGGCUUCUGAAGCAGUCAUCACGAAAGAACCCUGUUGGGCACAAAGAGUUAGGAAAUCUCAUAGGUUUUAUUGCUUUAUCACAUGCUAGUAAUACGGAAUAGUGUAACAUUUUUGGAAACCGCAUGACAAGCAAAUCUUAAGAUGCAUUGUUGGGCUAUUUUGUGUUAGUGUAAAAUUAAUCCUCUUCAUUGCACUUAACUCUCAAGACUGAAUAUGUCAAACUCUUUUUAAAUGACUGUUGUAACGACACCUCGGUAGAGAGUAAAUUAAAUAUUAUUUCCAUCAACACCAAAACUAUUCCACAUGUCUCACGAUAGAAGUGUAUUCCCUUCAUGGCUGUUUCCGAACAUAUUCCUACGACUACCAGAAUCAUACGAAUAAUGUGCGAUGCUUCCACACACCUACGCAAAAGGUCAGAGACAGUACAUGGAACUAAUGGAACUGAGAAUAAGGUAAUCGUUUACCUGGGAACAAGGUAAUAUUUGUCCGUUCUGAUUGAUCAGUAAAACACAAGUAAUGAUUUUUUUGCCAAAAUUGAUUUUAAUGCAUUUUACAGCACUUUAUUAUACAUUUAAAAAAAUUACUUCGUUUGGUUUGCAUUGAAAAUAAGUUUUACAAAAUGGUUUUCUCCCGCCGUGCCAACGAGACGGAAAGGGUGAAUCUCAUUCGUGAGAAAUAUACUCAAAUAAAGAAUCACUUUUCACUAAGACAGUUCUUCAAAGAAAUCAGAUAUGAUUGGAAUUACAUAUUUCGAUUUAUAGAAGGCCAUACACGCCAUAAUGUAAUAAUCGAAGUCUAUGGGAUAACAAUGCUGGUCUCUAACCAAAACAAACACAUUUUUCAUGAA
Mercenaria mercenaria is the source of this 2305-nucleotide messenger RNA. RefSeq lists its product as uncharacterized. Gene Ontology annotation, molecular function: G protein-coupled receptor activity. The transcript is spliced from 2 exons. Lineage: Eukaryota; Metazoa; Mollusca; Bivalvia; Venerida; Veneridae. Bases 1 to 1008 code for a protein of 335 amino acids. Gene Ontology annotation, biological process: adenylate cyclase-activating G protein-coupled receptor signaling pathway. The record is from RefSeq and is a predicted model, not a curated record. Gene Ontology annotation, cellular component: plasma membrane.